This is a messenger RNA of Lates calcarifer (barramundi perch), 3692 nucleotides long. It is a transcript of the gene ikzf5, whose product is annotated as IKAROS family zinc finger 5. Gene Ontology annotation, biological process: regulation of transcription by RNA polymerase II. The transcript has 4 exons. The record is from RefSeq and is a predicted model, not a curated record. NCBI's taxonomy places the organism in Eukaryota, Metazoa, Chordata, Actinopteri, Centropomidae. Gene Ontology annotation, molecular function: DNA-binding transcription factor activity; RNA polymerase II cis-regulatory region sequence-specific DNA binding. The coding region runs from base 487 to 1758 and encodes 423 amino acids.
GGUUUUCACCGGUGCACACUUAAUGAACUUUCACCCCUCAAACAGGUUUAUUGUUUUGAUUCCGCUGAUUGUUGUUUGGUGUGAAAUGUAGCGGAGGUGUCGACGGAACGGACAUUUUAAAACCAGUGGUAGUCUUCAGGGUUUAUUUACUGGCGAUGUAAAUAAUGACCGUGUCGAUCAUAUACCAGCGUUUCUGUUGACAAAGAUGCUUUCUCCCAGAUAAGCUAACGUUAGCUAUGCGGCUAACGCAACGCACGUAGCUUUGGUAACAACAUGACGGUGAUGAGGAGCGGUGUGUAGGAGCGACCGAGCUCACAUCGGAUCGCGCUGAUUUCCUGCUUGUCAGUUACUGGUUUCCCAGGAUUAUCCCGUAUUUGUGUUUAGAUAGCUACAAAACGGCUUUUCCAAGCAAGCAAACAAGACUCUUUUCGUUCAACCAGCGACUCGUCUUCUCAGAGUGUUGGACCUUUGCAUCACUUUCUUUCAAUGGGUGAGGAAAAGCCGGACACGCUGGACUUUGUGAAGGAUUUCCAGGAGUACCUGAGCCAGCAGACUCAACAUGUCAACAUGAUAUCAGGCUCUGUCAGCGGCGUCAAGGAGGCGGACGAGCUGCCAGCAGACUGCAGUCAGAAUGGACUGGAUCACCCAUCAGUGGACAUGUCACUAGAGGACAGCUCAGGGAUCCUUGUAGAUGGGUUUGAGAGGACCUACGAUGGAAAGCUCAAGUGCCGCUACUGCAAUUACGCCACCAGGGGCACGGCACGACUCAUUGAGCACAUCCGAAUUCACACAGGAGAGAAGCCGCACCGCUGUCACCUCUGCCCAUUUGCCUCGGCCUACGAGCGCCACCUCGAGGCCCACAUGCGGUCACACACAGGUGAGAAGCCUUACAAGUGUGAGCUGUGCUCCUUCCGCUGCAGUGAUCGUAGCAACCUGUCGCACCAUCGCCGCAGACGCCACAAACUCCUUCCAAUGAAAGGUGCCCGCUCACUUUCCCAUAAGAAGAUGCUGAGCGUUUUACAAAAGAAGGCCAGCUCACUGGGCUAUGGCCGCCGACUCCUCAUCAACUUCAGCCCCCCUUCUAUGGUUGUGCACAAGGCUGACAAUGUGAACGACUUCUCCCAUGAGCUGCCCCACUUACGUCAGGAGUCUUAUGAUAAUCAGAGUCGAGCAGUUGAGGACGGGCUCUCCUCAAAUCAAAAUCACCAUCACCAUGAUAUGGUCAUGGAUAACCCCCUGAACCAGCUGUCCACCCUGGCAGGCCAGUUGGCCAGCCUCCCUUCAGAGUCCCAGGCCCAGACUCAACCUCCCAUGUCUCCAGGAGCAGAGUCUAUUGUGGAUGAGAAGCCCUUCCUCAUCCAGCAGCCCCACCCUGCCACGGCUCCUGUGGCUGUCACAGCCAGCAUGGCCCAUGCCUCCUCCUCUUCCCCAAUCACCCCAGAGCCUCGGGCUCCUCCCCACAGCAAUUGCAGCCCCGGAGGGGGACCCUGCAGCGAGCACAGCGGGCGCACCAGUACCCCUAGUAUCUCCAACAGCCAACCCAGUACGCCGGCUCCAGGCCUGUCUGCCCCACUCCAGGACCACCACAUGCUACAUCACUGCCAGCACUGUGACAUCUACUUCCCCGACAAUAUCCUCUACACCAUCCACAUGGGCUGCCAUGGCUAUGAGAACCCAUUCCAGUGCAACAUCUGUGGCCACAAGUGUAAGAGCAAGUACGACUUUGCCUGCCACUUUGCACGCGGGCAGCACAAGUAAUGGAUGACUGUGGAAAACGUUGAAAGAACUUUGAACAGACAGUUUUGUUUUAAUUAAAUCCAUAGUAAUUUUAUUUAUUGGUCUUUUACUUGGCCUUGAUGUAGCCUAGCCUUUGAAAGUUGUACUUAUACAAGAAAAUGUCAACAUUCAGAUGGUUCCAUUUUGUAUAAUUAAAGGUGCCCAUUCAAGUGUAUUAUAAAGGGAUGAUCAGUGUUUUCAACAGGUUGAGAAUUUAUUUGUGGUGGUGUUAAAAAUUAGCCAAACUAAUUAACAUUAUCUAAUGAAGUAGGUUACCAAAUUUACAAUAUUCCUUAACUGUUGUUUGCAAGCUUUCCAUCUUUCUUUCAAAUGCAAUAUCAUGCAACACUAAGGUAAUGUGGUAAGGUAACUAACAAAAAAAAAGGCUUUCAUUGUUUCAUUGUACCUGUUUUUAAUACAGACUGAGGUGAAUUAAAAGUAGUGGCUGCUGGGAGAAUCUAAAAAUAACUCAUGAAUGACCUUAGAAAAUGGUCAACACACGGGUGAUCCCUUCCAAUUCCUUCAAAGUGAUAGCACUGAUGCUAAAGGCAGACUGCAUAAUCUGAGGAAACCAUGCAGUUGCUAGAUGUAAUGUUUUUGUAAACUCUGAAAAACCCCUAAAUGUAACAUUACCUCAUAGAGGAAAAAAAACAUGAUUGUAGCUGGCCUGUGCCUGUCAAGAGAGUAAAAGGAGGGAGGGUCCACUCGCACAAUAAAUUGACUCUGACUUUCAGCAGCAUGUUCCUUUACAAAAAUACAAACUGGCCAAAUCUGACUGGACCACCCAAAUAAAUUCUCAACACUCCUGGAGCUACAAAGAUUUCUCUGAUGACACUCACACAGGAGUCAAACUGUUGGCCUUGAGUGAUCUUACUUAAGCCUUGUUGAAAUUAUUUCAGUGCUUGGUGCAUUACUACUAUUUCUUUGCAGUGCCUGACAUAGUCACUUUCAAGAUAAAGAGGACUGUUACUUUGAAGAUUAAUAUUAUUACAGUUAUUAAGUUCUCCUCUUACUGUAAUGAAUAGGCCCAGAACCUUAUGGAAAAAAGUUUGGCCAUUGUAGUUUUCUAUGGUAGCCGUGAUUUAUUUUAUUUUAUUUUUUUGCCAAAAUUCUCCAUGAAUGCUGCUAAGAAACUUUGAAAUAAAUGCCAGCCGUACUACUUGGAUGGCAUUCACAGUAAAACCUGACCAGACUUUGUAUCAGUGGUUGUGGUCAGCCAGUUUAGAUUUUGUUGAAGUCGUGUUGUUUUGAAGUUUCUCCACACAGUGCCCUUCCUUGACCAGCACCAUGGUAACUUCUCUCAUUCUCUUGAAAGGAUUUUUUGCGUAUCCUUUUAAUUACAUCAUGUCACAUUCUGACCUUUUGAUAUUGUAUGAAGUCACUUUGAUAUCCAGUAUCUCCAUGUUUAGGACAGAAUCACCAAGUCUUGUGUCUCAUGUGAAAACUUUUUCAGAAUUGCCACGUAGCACUGGGGAUGCCACGUUUUAGCCUUUGUGAUAACACACUGAGAUUCCCCAUUUAUCUUAUGGAUCCCAGUGCUUUUCUGAAUAUUUACUGAGUAUUGUAUUCUGAGUGGUUGGAUAGAUGUUCAGUGUCAAAAAAGCAAAAUCAUGUUGCAGUAAGACUGCUACUUUAGCAAGAUUGUUCUUUGUCUUGGGUACUGUUGUCUGUUGCUUAGCAACAUGUGUGGAGGACAUAGUUACUGUUUUUAGGACCACCUCUUUGUCACCAUGCUUACCAGUAAUAGGGGCAUCCAGUAAUGAUUGCCUUAUGUUCUCUCAGUGUGUCGUAGGUUCAUAGGUAAUGGUGAAUGUUGAAGCCUUCUGGCGAACACUCUCUCCCUCUGGGAUGGUAAAUCAUUUUAUUGUGAGAUGGAUUAAUCUAACUAAUUUAUAAGUAAAGUGUUUUCUAACAGA